AUGAAAGGCCCACGAUUUCCUCCCGAGUUGUGCGAUAGGUUCAUCGAUUUUCUGCACGAUGACCGUAAGGCUCUCAAAGAAUGCAGUCUAGUCUGCAGAGCCUGGAUUCCAGCAAGUAGAUUCCAUCUUUUCGAACGCAGUGAUGUCACGGUCAUAUGA
Molecule: messenger RNA, 159 nt
Organism: Guyanagaster necrorhizus
Lineage: Eukaryota; Fungi; Basidiomycota; Agaricomycetes; Agaricales; Physalacriaceae
Exons: 1
Coding region: 1-159 (52 amino acids)
Source: RefSeq, a predicted model, not a curated record